AUUGCUGUAGGCUCCACAUAGACUAGCCAGAUCCAGUCGGAACCGGUUCCUUUUUGCUGCUAUAUGUCGCAACAGUAGUUUACAGUGCAACGCAUUUAGACGACCAGCUUGGUAGCGGAGACCCUUGACGUAAGGGGAGUUGUAGAUUUCACUCCCGUAGUGACUUAAAGGUGAACCGCGGACAGGUGGUGAGGACUGUCUCUCUCUGUGGCUCUCUCUCUCUGAAGCGCGAGCAUGGCCUCCACGUUGCUGAGCCGGCAGCUGUGUCUCUCCCUGCAGCAGAACCUGCGCAUCGCAGCCCCAGGGUACCGAUAUGUCAGCAAAACCGCCACCAAGACGCUGGAGGAGUUUGAGUACGACGGCCCGUCGAUGAAGACCGAGGUCCCGGGCCCCCGCUCCAGGGAGCUGACGAAGCAGCUGGGUGAAAUCCAGAACGUUGGUGCCGUGCACUUCUUCUGCAACUACGAGGAGAGCCGCGGGAACUACCUGGUGGACGUGGACGGCAACCGCAUGCUGGACCUGUACACCCAGAUCUCGUCCAUCCCCAUCGGUUACAACCACCCAGCCCUCAUGAAAGUAAUGUCAAACCCAAACAACAUGAGUGCGUUUGUUAACCGGCCCGCCCUUGGGAUCCUGCCCCCAGAGAACUUUCCGGACAAGCUGGGAGAGAGCCUCCUUUCAGUGGCUCCGAGCGGAAUGAGUCGAGUCCAGACCAUGGCCUGCGGAUCCUGCUCCAACGAGAACGCCUACAAAGCCAUGUUCAUCUGGUACAGGAACAAGGAGAGGGGUCACAACGUACCCAGCCAGGAGGAGAUCAGCUCCUGUAUGAUCAACCAGUUACCUGGCUGCCCUGACCUCAGCAUCCUGUCCUUCAUGGGAGGGUUCCAUGGGAGAACUAUGGGCUGCCUGGCAACCACACACUCCAAGGCCAUUCACAAGCUGGAUGUGCCGUCCUUCGACUGGCCCAUCGCCCCCUUCCCCAAACUGCGCUACCCGCUUGAGGAGUUCACCCGGGAGAACGCCCAGGAGGAGUCUCGCUGCCUGGAGGAGGUGGAGGACCUCAUCGUCAAGUGGAGGCAGAAGGGCAAACCCGUGGCUGGCGUCGUGAUCGAGCCCAUCCAGGCCGAGGGAGGGGACAACCACGCCUCGGCGGAUUUCUUCCACAGGCUGAGGAACAUCGCCAGGAAGCACGGCUGCGCGUUCCACGUGGACGAGGUCCAGACGGGGGGCGGGUCCACGGGGAAGUUCUGGGCGCACGAGCACUGGGGAUUGGACGACCCGGCCGACAUCGUCUCCUUCAGCAAGAAGCUCCUGACCGGCGGCUACUUCCACAAAGACGAGUUGACGGCCGACAAGCCGUACAGGAUCUUUAACACGUGGAUGGGAGACCCCUCUAAGAACCUCUUCCUGGCCGAGGUGCUGAAUGUGAUUAAGAGGGAGAGGCUGCUGGAGGAGGUGACUCGCUCUGGGAAAGCUCUGCUGCAAGGCCUGCAUGAGCUCCAGGCUCAGUACCCUCACCUCCUGAGUGCCGCCAGAGGCACGGGCACCUUCUGCGCCGUCGACAUCUGUGACGACCCCACACGCAACGACCUCAUCUCCAAGGCCCGAAACAAGGGGAUGAUCCUGGGGGGAUGCGGGGAUCGCUCGAUCCGGUUCCGACCCGCGCUGGUCUUCAAGGAGUACCACGUCCACCUCUUCCUCAACAUGUUCAACGACAUCCUGGCCGAGUACAAGUAGGGGAAGAGGAGCGAAGCCACACCCUCUGAAGCACAAGGGUCCAAUCCAAGGAGAGAUUCACAAACGGCGCAUCGCAAAAUAAUAGAGUAAUGCCAGAGCCAGUCAGAUCCCCUUUUUCCUCCCUCACAACAGGUGAGGGGGGGUCAGACACACCUGGUUUUAGAAAUUCUGCGUAAUGCAUCUCCAUGGCAACCAGGGUCGUGACAGUACCUUGCUAACCCCUCCCCCCUUUCUGCCAGAAGCACAAUAAUGCCUUUUUUUUUUUCUUUUUUAGGAUUUUUUUGUUUUCAUUUAUCUUUUUGUGUGCACAAUUUUAAAUGAAACACAACGCAUUUCAUAAAUGAAUCAAUCCGAAUCUGAUGCAUGAAGACACUGGGAAAAGCAGUUGUAUGUGUGUUACAGGUGCUAAGAUGAAGUAAUACAUUCUGAGGACAAGCAUGUGGAGCGGGAGAAUGUUAUGUUUUGGGAGUGCGAGGUACAGAGGGGAGUGCAGGUUUCCAAAAAAAUCCCCACGUAAUGGUCCGGUAUCAUGUUUGAGUAUGGCAGGGUCUACGAGCAAGCUUGCCCUCGCUGCUGAAGGUCACGGAUGAAGAGAGGCGGUCUUUGUUUCAGUCGAAUUCUGUGCUCCCCCCGCCCUUAGGGUGACCGCAUUUCGGCUGAAAUGGAGCACAAGGUCAUUUUCGUUGGCGGACGGUCAACCCGAUCAGCUGUAACCCCCUGACCGCAAGCCUAGAUGGCAGCAGGAGCUUUGCGUGUGCAGUCCGUCCAUUUUGAGCCACAAAAAUACUCAAUGAGCAAAAAAAACAGAAUGACUAAUGCGUUAGUGAGAUUCCCACCGCUGUCUGUUUUCUGACCUCUCUUUUCUGGGCCAGGCCAGAGUGGUGGUCACUACCACCACUGUGUGUGGACAAACCCUCCUGUUUUUAUCAAUUACAGGAGCUGAAAGGGUUCACCCAGGACAUUGGUUUUUCAUUAGACGGAGAGAUACUAUGAUGUCUAUUGGCAAACGCUAGAGUAUAAUGCUGUUAGUCAAACAAAUUUUAUCCACUAAUGAAGAUGAAAAAGUUGAUUUUCACCUGCCCUGCUUAUUUAGCAAAGUCGGCUUCAAGAAGUUUUGUGUAUAAAAUUAAAUUAUUGUAAAUAGUCACUUUCAGGAUAAUUAUAAUUUUUUUAGUGUAUCUACUAUUAUGACUGUCCCCUCCAGUCAGAGAGAUGAGGAAGAAAAAUUAAUUUUAUUUCAUUUUUUUCCAAUAAGAGCUGUGGACUUUCACAUAUCCUAACAGAAGCUGCUAUCCAUUUUCCCCAAGAAGAGAUUUUAUUUUAUUUUUUAACGAGCUAUUUUUGUCACAGAGCCAACAUCUAGGCAAUACAAAGUCGCUGUAUCGCACCGAUUUUCAGAGCGAGGGCCUUUAUUGUGCUGGCCCAUUUUAUUGUAAUAUGACCUGGCUCCCAGAAAAGAAAAACAAUGUUUUGCUAAUUUUUUGUUUUGCAUUGGGUUGUUUUUGUCCCUUCCUGGAACAUGUCACCAUUUUCUCUGUGCUCAGGGGAAUGCCCCAUUUUACAUCUUUAAGGUGUGUGUAUGCGUGUGUGUGUGCGUGUGUAAAAUCCAGUAAAGUGUUGCUUGCUUAGAAAACUUGGUAUGAAUGUAUUGGGCAAAUAUUUUCUUAAAUCUUAAAUCUAAAGCACCAAUCAUGACUUGUUUUGCUUCUUACCAUGGUAGUUUUGGAUCAUUUAAACAAAGCUUUGACUGAAGUGCGUUAGCCUAGUUACAGAAAAUGUCUUGAUUUUAUGGCAAUAAACGCAACAGAGCAGAUAUCGACACCCCUGUUGUCGGGUCUUAACCCUAGCAACAUUACAGUACAGCCAAAAAAACCAACCUUAUACAUGCUCUGUACAUACGUAAAAAAAAUAUACAUUUGCUUCUAUAUAGCUGUGUUAAUUUAGCUUGCAGUAAAAGGUGCCAGGUGUAUUCAUUAACCUGUCGAUCCCAUGUAAUGCACAUGUGCUGUUGUAUAACGGUACUUUUUUCCAUGAAGCUGCCAGAUCCAUUGUAAACAUUGCUUGUUUUUCAAUGCCUCUCUAAAUGUUUUAAAUGUUGUGGACAGGAAGUACACGCCACAGAAUUUUUUGUUAGCCUAUCUCAGAUCUAGGGUGAUAGAGUCUGACAAUGUCUCAGACAUAAUGAAGUUAAAAUUAAAAUGUAUGUUAAGAACGUGCAAGUCAUUGCUGUAUAGAGACAUGUCUUAUCUGCAGCCUUGUUAAUGAGUUUAAAUAGGGAAGGAAAAACAUUGCUGUUUGUUGUUCUGUGAAGGAUUGCCAGUUAUUGAUGUAAUUAAUUCAGCUUGGUCUAACUUUGUUGUAAUUUUAAAACUCCGUAUUGAAAAUAAACCUUAAAAAACAUUUUGAUUAAUCCAA
Molecule: messenger RNA, 4152 nt
Organism: Anguilla rostrata (American eel)
Lineage: Eukaryota; Metazoa; Chordata; Actinopteri; Anguilliformes; Anguillidae
Gene: abat
Product: 4-aminobutyrate aminotransferase
Exons: 16
Coding region: 235-1737 (500 amino acids)
Biological process (GO): GABA catabolic process
Cellular component (GO): mitochondrion
Molecular function (GO): pyridoxal phosphate binding
Source: RefSeq, a predicted model, not a curated record